AUGGAUCACAGUCCAUGUGCUGUGUGGGCUUAUCGUAAUCCUCUUUUAGAUGAAAUGCAGAGAGAAAAUGAAGCACUUGACACCCUACACAUAUUUAGCGAUGGUCCAGCCACACAGUCAGUAAAAACAGAAAGGUCAACCCCAUCUAUUUUGAGCACUGGAUUGACUGUAGAUGAAGAUGCUUUGAAUCUCUAUCCAGCAGAUGUCGAACAAAGAUCAGUUAUUUAUCCAGUUGUUGUGACUGGUGAUGGGAACUGUUUACCAUAUACAGAAAGCGUUUUGGCAUUUGGACACAAGGAUUAUUGCAAGGAGAUGAGAGUUCGUAUAGUGUUUGAACUAGCCAUUCACAAGGAACUAUACUUGUCAAAUGAAUAUCUCCGAGCAGGACUUGCUGAUAAUAGCACUGACCAGCCUUACCUAGCUUUAGUCAACGAUAUAGACAAAGAGGAAGUGUGUAUGGGCGCUGUAUGCAUAGGCUCAGAGAUUAUUACCUGCAGUUGUCGGGGAUGGUCUAGGUCCAACGAAGCUUUACCCAUUGUAACAAGGCCAACAUCAAGUAUAAAUGUUGGAUCAAAUUAUAAUGAAUGGAGGGAGCCAGUUUUCGAAAUUGGGCAUGGAGAAAGUGACAUAGGCAGAUAUUUCAUAGAAACAGGUCUGCACGUAGAUCAGGCUGAUUGGGAAGAUAGCUGUAAGAUUAUGGACAAGGUGAUGAGGGUCGUAGCACGUGAAAUGAAAAAUUCAGCCAACAUCCAUUUUCCAGGACUUGUUUUAGAUGACAAUUUUAUCAAACAAGGAAGCUCAAGAGAAGGUUUGAAAGUCUGCGAUUCAUUAGAAUUUGAUUUUAUUUCGCCAUUUCGCAUUGAAGGUUUAAGGACUCAGAAAGAGAAUGUUUUUGAUCGUUAUGGUAAUGUACUACCUGGCUUUUUCAAAGAGAAAAUCAUCAAUGAUUAUGAUGCUCCACCAUGGAUGAGAAAACAUAGUCUACUUGAGGAUGACUUUGGGGAGAAAUAUAUUAACACAAAUAACUUUCAGAAGAAAGUUUUCACAUCUCUUUUGGACAAAUCAAGGGAUGAAAUUAACAGUCAGUUACAGAUAAAGACAACUUGGAAUGAAAGCUACCGCAUUGUUCGUAGUGUAUACGCUCCUAACUUAAAAAUUACAUUGCAGGUGAGAAGUCAAAGUGGAUUAAAAGGGUUAGAUAAAAUAGUAUUUGAGUCGUCCCAAGGAUUAGAGGUUAUAGAAUUAGAAGCUGACCUGGUCCCCGCCAUUUGCUUGUCGUCUGACACAGUACCGGAUCCAUACACUGUUCAUGAUUUUCAUCCGUGCUUACAACAUCACCCAACAUCCUAUAGAGAUAGACAGAUGCCCUGUGAAAGAUACGGAGUCAUGAAAUGGGUCAAUGAAAGUACCAAUGCCAUUCCAUUAGACCCAAUGCAAAGCAGAGAUGUACUUUGGAGAAAUUCAACUUGUGGAUAUGAAAAGCACAUUUUAGAUGUAGCUCGCAGAAACCAAAGUCAGAGGUAUAUUUUGACUGCCUGUAGACUAUUCAAGGGUGCGUUGCAUCAGUUCAGAUUGAAUUCACGCGGCAUCUCACAGCUAGAUAGUGUUGUAAAAUCGUACCACCUUAAAAAUAUUUGCCUUUACUGCAUCCUCUUCCUGACGAUAGCAAGCAAAGAAAAUAAACUUAGUGGAGUUAAAGAAGCAUUAGGAUACUUCAUUAAAUAUCUUCAUCUUAGUAUUGAUGCAGAACUCCUACCACAUUUCUUUUAUGGAAAUCCUUACGUCAAACUGAUGUUCCCUUGGAGUUCAUUCGAGGAAGAGACAUAUAACCUCUUUUCUUUCAAAGAUCCGCAGACUUUGCGCCAAGCACGAUUGAAUUUUCCAAAGUUCUUGCAGACAUUGAAAGGUCUUUACUACGAAGAGUGGAUGUUAGAUUCUGAUAAAGUCAAUUUAUUCGAAGAUUUGUUGGAAACACAUAGUUCACUUUAAAUGUAUUGUAUGG
Saccostrea echinata is the source of this 2002-nucleotide messenger RNA. RefSeq lists its product as uncharacterized. The transcript is spliced from 5 exons. NCBI's taxonomy places the organism in Eukaryota, Metazoa, Mollusca, Bivalvia, Ostreida, Ostreidae. The coding region runs from base 1 to 1989 and encodes 662 amino acids. The record is from RefSeq and is a predicted model, not a curated record.